This is a messenger RNA of Salvelinus sp. IW2-2015, 2844 nucleotides long. NCBI's taxonomy places the organism in Eukaryota, Metazoa, Chordata, Actinopteri, Salmoniformes, Salmonidae. The record is from RefSeq and is a predicted model, not a curated record.
AUGGCUGAAGAUGUGGGCGUGAUGAAAGAGACGCCCUGCCACCACCAUCAGAGCAGCCAGCGGACAGAAGAGACGAGGCCAGCUCUAGCCACCUCGAGCAGGCCAGCCAGAAGAGGUGCAGCUUGCACCCCUCAGAGCAGCCAGGGCCAGGAGAGGUGCAGCUCUGCCCACCACUCAGACAGCCAGGGCCAGAAGCUGGUGCCGGCUUGCCACCACUCAGAGGCAAGCCGGGCCAGAGAUGUGCCAGCUCUGCCACCCUCAGAGCCACAGGGCAGGAGGGUGCCAGCUCUGCCCCCCUUCAGAGCGCCCGGAGGGCCGAGGGAAGAGGAAAAAGAGGUGCGCUCUGCCCACCACUCAGAGAGCCGGGCCAGAAAGGAAGAGAGUGCCAGCGCUCUGCCCACCACUCAGAGCACCAGGAGACCACCCCAGGCAGCUGUCUGCCAAAUUUCCCAUCCCACCCUCCACCCAAGCACCAGUCCCAAUCCACCCUUGCCCCAGCACCACCCCAUACCACCCUCCACAGCCAACACCAUCCCCACCAGCUGUCCUUGCCACACCCAAUCCACCCAUUCAACCCAGCACCACCCCAGCCAGCUGUCCCUGAACCAUCCCAGAUUCCACCCUUCCCAGCACCACCCCAGCCAGCUGUCACUGCCAUCCCAUCCAUCCCCGCCCAGCACCACCCCAGCCAGCUUGUCCCUGCCAUCCCAUCCACCCCUUCCCAGCCACCACCCCAACCAGCUGUCCCUGCCAUCCCAUCCAUCCUUCCCCAGCACCACCCCUAGCCAGCUGUCCCUGCCACGUUCCAAUCCACCCUUCCCCAGCACCACCCCCAGCAGCUUCCCUGCCAUCCCAUCCAUCCUUCGCCCGAGCACCACCCCAGCCAGCUGUCGCCUGCCAUCCCAUCCACCCUCCCCCAGCACCACCCCAGCCACGCCACCCCAGGCCAGCUGUCCCUGCCAACCCCAUCCACCCUUCCCAGCACCACCCCAGCCAGCUGUCCCUGCCACCCCAUCCAACCCAUCCCCAGCACCACCCCAGCCAGCUGUCCCUGCCACCCAUCCACCCUUCCCAGCCACCACCCCAGCCAGCUGUGCCUGCCAUCCCAUCCAUCCUCCCCCCAGCACCACCCCAUCCAUCCCUCCCCAGCACCACCCCCAGCCAGCUGUCGCCUGCCAUCCCAUCCACCCUCCGCCAGCACCACUCCCAUCAUCCUUCCCCAGCACCACCCCAGCCAGCUGUCCCUGCCAUCCCACCCACCCUUCCCCAGCACCACCCCAGCCAGCUGUCCCUGCAUCCAUCCACCCAUUCCCCAGCACCACCCCAGCCAGCUGUCCCUGCCAUUCCCAUCCACCCUUCCCCAGCACCACCCCAGCCAGGCUGUCCCUGCCAUCCCAUCCCACCCGUUCCCCAGCACCACCCAUCCACCCUUCCCCAGCACCACGCCCACCAGCUGUCCCUUGCGCACCCCAUCGCACCCUUCCCCAGCACCACCCCAGCCAGCUGUCCCUGCUCCAUUCCCAUCCAUCCAUUCCCCUAGCCACCACCCCCAGCCCAGCUGUCACUGCCCAUUCCCAUCCAAUCCUUCAACCAAGCACCCACCCCAGCCAGCUGUCCCUGCCACCCUCCAUCCACCCUAUCCCUAGCACCACCCCAGCCCAGUGUCCCUGCAACAUCCACACCAUCCUUCCCCAGCACCACCCCACCAGCUGUCCCUGCCACCCCAUCCACCCUCCUCCCCAGCACCACCCCAGCCAGGCUUCGUCCGUGCCCAUGCAUCCCAUCACAUCCUACCCCCAGCACCAACCCAUCCAUCCUUCCACCAGCACCACCCCAGCCAGCUGUAGCCUGCCAUCCACCAUCCACCCCUCCCCAGCACCCGCCCAUCCAUGCCUUCCCCACACCACCCAGCCACUGUCCCGCCCAUCCCAGUCCACCCUUCCCCAGCACCACCCCAGCCAGGCUGUUCCCUGCCAUCCCAUCCACCCUUUCCCCAGCACCACCCCAGCCAGCUGUCCCUGCCACUCCCCAUUCCCCACCCUUCCCAGCACCACCCCAGCAGCUGUCCCUGCCAUCCCAUUCCACCAUUCCCCCAGCACCACCCCAGCCAGCUGUCCCUGCCAAUCCCAUCCACCCUCCCCAGCACCCACCCCAGCCAGCGUCACUGCCAUCCCAUCCACGCCUUCCCCCAGCACACCCCAUCCAAGUGUGUCCCUGCCAUCCAUCCACCCUUCACCCAGCACCACCCCAGCCAGGCUGUCGCCUGCCAUCCCAAAUCCCACCGUUCAUCCUAGCACCUCCAUCACACAUCAUCCACCAUUCCCCAGCACCACCCCAUCCAGCUGUCCCUGCCAUCCCAUUCCUUCCUUCCCCAGCACCACCCCAGCCAGCUGUCCCAUGCCAAUCCCAUUCCAACCCUUCCCCAACAGCACCACCCCAUCCAGCUGUCGCUGCCAUUUCCCAUCCAAACCCUUCCCCACAGCCACCCAACCCCAUUCAGCUGUUCCAAACGCCAUCCGCGAUACCCGCCACCUCAAGGCACCCACCCCAUGCCAGUAUGUCCCUGCCAUCCCCAUCCCCACCCAAGCACCACCCCAUCGAGUCUGUCCCUGCCAUCCCGAUCCCCCCACCCAGCCACCCGCCAGCUGCGGCCUGCCAUGCGCCACCCACCCGAUUCCCGAGUACCACCCCGUCCAGCUGUCCCUUGCCAUCCCAUCCCCUUCCCCAGGCACCACCCAUCCAGCUUGUCCCUGCCAUCCCAUCCACCCUCCCCAUGCACCACCCCAUUCCAGUUGUCCCUUGCCAAUCCCAUCCGCCCCACCCAGCACCACCCCAUCCAGUUGA